AUGGGUUCGGUCUGUUGCGGCGGCUUGAAGGGGCUGUACGAACCGUCCCCGGACAGGACUACCUCUCAGGGCCUUUGUGUCAUUGCUCUGUGUGGUUUCAAAGCACUGUAUACUUUGAAGUGUCCGGAAGAGGUUAAACAAGCCGUCCGGAAUGCCUUGGGAAAGGAGCAUUUGAGGGGAGAUGGGCCUUCCACCAAGGCUAAGGGCUUGUAUAAGUUCAAGCUCGACAGUUGGUUGUGGAUGUCCAAUGGCCAGAAGACGGUAGAAGUCCGCCGGAUGGUAUUAAGAUUGAUAGAGGAGCUAGAUGCAGUGCGCUGGGAGAUCCUUGAAGACGUGGACAUGUCUAGGUCGGGGUAUCUUCGAAUGUUAGUUUUGAGGCGUAGUGACUCUGAUAUUGAGAGGCCUCGUCAUAAAGAUUUCCUGGUGGGUCUGCAUGGCGGUGAUAGCAUUCGUAUCACAUGUGAUGAUGAGCCUGGUCGUGUACAUGCGAUUACUGAAGCUGUUCGACUCGGUAUUGAAUCUUCCUGGGAAAUCGUCAAGGAAGGAAAGUAUGGCGGUGCUCAUGAGUUUGUAUUGGAUGGAUGGCCAUUUGGCUGCAUGGGGACUAAAGUCGAGGAUUCUGUGAAAGUUAGGAGGAUGCUGGUAGCGAUGUGCGCCCAGAUAGAGAAGGCUACGGGUUAUCGCAUGGCGAAGUCGUUGAACUUGUCGGCGGCUACGUCGGGUAAAUCCAGUAUCAUCUUCCGAUAUCAUGACGACGCUAGCAAGCAUGGCGAGGUGACCUACGUUGGUGUCAGUCUGAAUGAUAAAAAUGUCGUACGUUUGAUAAGCCCCCCAUGGGACUCUCUGGAUGAGACUGUGGAGGAUACUCUCCGCAGUGCGAUAGUGGAAGCCUGGCCUAAGGGCAUUCAGCAGGAGAGGGUGUACGACGGGGCUUAUGAAUGGGAGCUAGCCGGGUUGCCCUGGGACGCUCAUGGUACUGAUUUGGUCGAUUCGAGGAUCUUGGUGGGGAGGAUGUUGAAGGGGAUGUGGUCGCUGGGAUUCGAACUUUCGCCUAAGAUUGACUGCAAUGGCAAGCUGGCCGAUAUGUCCUUAAUGGUAUUCAGAAGGCCUCGACAAGGCAAUGUUCCUCUGCCCCCUAACGAGCCCGUGCUGGGGGUCUCUCUACAUGAUACUGACGAUAUCAGAAUAACGUGCACGGACGAGACGGUGGUAGAUAACCUCGAGGGGUUUGUGCGGAAUGCUAUGACGAGACCGGCUCUAUCUGCUGACCCUGUCAAGCGUUUCGGUCGCUACGGCCGAUCCUUGCAGAUGAAGCUGGAUGGUCGUCCCUUCUGUACACAUACUAAUGCCCAUAACACUUUGUAUUGCGGUACUGUGCUUUUGGCCUUAUUGGAUGUCCUGUAUCGACAGGGAUGGAUUCUGAGGACUUCGCUCGACGUGUCAAGGAAGCAGGUCGGCACCGAUAAUAGCCAGUCCAAGCUGGAUGCUGCUGCUAUGUAUUUUACGCACACACGUAUCUGA
Perkinsus marinus ATCC 50983 is the source of this 1521-nucleotide messenger RNA. RefSeq lists its product as hypothetical. Lineage: Eukaryota; Perkinsozoa; Perkinsida; Perkinsidae. The coding region runs from base 1 to 1521 and encodes 506 amino acids. The record is from RefSeq and is a predicted model, not a curated record. The transcript has a single exon.